This is a messenger RNA of Telopea speciosissima, 633 nucleotides long. RefSeq lists its product as uncharacterized. Bases 1 to 633 code for a protein of 210 amino acids. The record is from RefSeq and is a predicted model, not a curated record. The transcript has a single exon. NCBI's taxonomy places the organism in Eukaryota, Viridiplantae, Streptophyta, Magnoliopsida, Proteales, Proteaceae.
AUGGCUAUGGCUGUUCCUUAUAAACACCCUUCUUCACUGAAUUGUGAAUUGAGAAUCAUUGAAGCCAAAAACCUAGAAUUCAUAUCAACAGGGAAGUUUUUCGUUAGAUGUUAUCUCAACACAAGAAACAAUGAGAGAAUUCGUCUUAACAGUACUCGGGAGAUUCCAUCAACGAGUCAACCAUUCUGGAACGAGUCAACAUCUUUGGAAUGCUCCUCCACAGCUAACUCCUACUGUAUUGACGAAUUGAAGCAACAAAGUGUGGUGUUUGAACUUAGAUGGAGAAAUAACUCACCAAUGUUUGGUAGAUUUGGUGGGUCUAAGCUCUUGGGUAAAGCAGAAGUGUCGUGGAAAGAUGUGUUGGAAUCGUCCGAGUUGGUGGUUCAGAGAUGGGUUAGUAUUGUUCCAAGUAGCAGCAGUAGUAGUCUUGUUGUUGAAGGUUUGAAGCCACCUGCACUGCAUGUUGAGAUGAAGGUUAGAGUUCCAAACAUGGCAGCAGAGAUGAUGAUGGUGAGUAAGAGGAGAGAUGUUGCGUUGAAGAGGUGGAAGGACUGUGGGUGCAGACAUGGACACUGUUGUAAUAGUGGAGAUGUUGAGCUUUUUGCAUUAAUGGCAACUAUUGAGGCUUUUUAG